Messenger RNA from Nomascus leucogenys (northern white-cheeked gibbon), 822 nucleotides. RefSeq names its product putative tripartite motif-containing protein 64B. Lineage: Eukaryota; Metazoa; Chordata; Mammalia; Primates; Hylobatidae. The record is from RefSeq and is a predicted model, not a curated record. Gene Ontology annotation, molecular function: protein binding. The transcript has 4 exons. Bases 1 to 822 code for a protein of 273 amino acids.
AUGAUCAGAUAUCAAUAUCAGAAGUUGCGCCAAUUUCUCCUGGAGGAGGAGCAACGCCAUCUGGAGACAAUGGACAGAGAAGCAGAAGAGAUUGUUCGACAACUCCGACACAGUGAAGUAAGAAUAGCCCAACAUAUAAAACAGACGAAAGACAUGUACAGAGAGCUGUGGGAGAUGUGCCACAUGCCUGAUGUGAAGCUGCUCCAGGACUUGGAAAACAUACUGGAAUGGACAGAGUUGGUGCAAAUGGAAAAGCCCCAGCCAGUGAACCCAGAACUCACUUCCUGGCACAUCACCGGAGUGCUAGAGAUGCUCAACAAAUUCAGAGUGGAUGAUCCUCUGAGUAAGGAAAGGGCAAGUCACUAUAUGAGCCUUUCUGAGGAUGCGAGAAAUGUGAUAUUUGGAGAUGACCAUGAUGGUGCGCCCGGGGAGUCCCAGAGAGCAGAGAACUUUGCAGCAUGGGGAGCUCAGGCCUUCUCCUCCGGCAGGCAUUACUGGGAAGUGGAUGUAACUCACUCCUCCAACUGGAUUCUGGGAGUCUGUAAAGAUUCCAGGACAGCAAACACAAAUCACGUUCCUGCUUUUGAGGAAGCAUUUUUUCUAUUUUCUUCAAAGAGAAACAACCUUUAUAGUCUCUCCAACAUCUUUCUUCCCUUAACUCACUAUGUGCAAAGACCUUUGGGUCGGGUUGGGGUGUUUCUGGAUUAUGACAACACAGUUGUGAGCUUUUAUGAUGUUUCAAAAGGUUCCCUCAUAUACAGCUUUUUCCCUUCCUCUUUGUCUUCCCUUUUGACACCUUUCGUUUGUAUUGGUUCCCCAUGA